AGGUUGUAAUAAUAUCCAGCAAUCUCCCAAGGAGGCAUAGAUGUUGCUGUGAGAUCACAGAUAUCAUUGCAGAUUGCAUACUUGAGAUAGCUAGGGAUUCAUCCUUGGGAUAUGCUGGAAGGCAAGAAUGGCUCACCAAGAUCCAUAUAUCAGAUUUGCUCAUGAUGAAGGCCACACAGAUCUAUGCAUUGCUGAUGAUUCUGGUCAUAUGCUGACAUGUGGAACUGAUGGAGAGGUGCGUAUCUAUAAAGACAUUGAGGAUGAUGAUGUGGAAUGCUUUCGUGCUGGAGACAGUGCUCAUUGCAUUGCAUAUCAUGAUGAAAAGGUGUAUGUUGGGUUGGAUACUGGAGCAGUUCAGAUUUACUCCUGUCCUGAUGGUUCACCCCAAGGGAUGGCUACAAGAUUUGCUGCUGCUCCAACUCAUCUAGCAGUAAACAAAGCUGGAACUGUUUUGGCUGCUGGCUCAUGUGACAUGUCAAUUCGGGUCUGUUCAUUGCCAGAGGGAAAGUGUAAAGUACUAAUGGGUCAUGGUGCUCCAAUCUUGAGCAUUGCACUGGAUCCUCUGGACAAGUAUAUGGUGUCAUUGGUCAGUUUUUCUUCAUGUGGUACCUACCUUGCUGGUGCCUCCACUGCUGGGCUUAUAAAGAUCUGGAAGGUUCAGGACAGAACACCACUCAAGUCUUUCAAAAAUAAAUCAAGUCAUGCUAUUUCUGCCCUUACAUGGCUAAAAUCUGAAGAGGGGAAUCUCCAGAUUGGCUACUGUGAUACCAAGGGCUACCUGGGGAUGAUCAGACAUCCCAUUGAGAAUCUAGAAGAAAAGCCCUCUCUUCAAGAGACUCCAGAGGUAGAAGAUAUGUCAGAUGUGUCCUUGUCUGAAUUUGAAGAUGCCUCUGAGGGCCAUGAUGCUUCCAGUAAAAAUGUUCUGAAGCCAUCACAUGUUGAGGAAGAGCCAGAUGAUAAUGCGAUAUCUAUAUCUCAAAUUAAGAGAGAAGUUGGCUUUGAUGAUGAAGGAAAUCUUCUGAAACUGCCCAAAAUCAAUGAUGCCCAUGAGAAUGAAUCUUCACGAGAUGGUGUUUCAGAGAAGGAUGAAGUGAGCAGCCUGGCAACAGGAUCAUUGUACGAAAUGCGGUCCAGAAGACCCCCUAUGACCACUGAAAUUCAAGAUCCAUUCCAACCAGGAUCAACACCUGAAAAUCUUCCUCACCGUUUUCUGGUGUGGAACAGUGUGGGGCUUGUUUGUGCAGUAAAUACUGAAGAUGAAAAUUCCAUUGAUGUGGAGUUCCAUGACACCUCUGUUCAUCAUUCCCUUCACUUUAGCAAUGUCUUCCAUCACACCAUGGCUGCUCUUUCAUCGGAUGCUCUACUCCUUGCAUGUGAAAGUGCUGAAGAUCAUGCAAGCAAAGUCACCUGCCACAACCUUAAUGGAUUGAACACCAACAAGGAAUGGAGUAUAGACAUGCCUGAAGGUGAAGAUGUAUUUGCUUGUACUCUUGGGAGAGGAUGGGCUGCUGUAGCCACUUCCUCAAGGUACCUUCGUCUCUUUACCCUUUGGGGUAUUCAGAAAAAUGUAAUCUCCAUUCCUGGGCCUAUUGUCAGUCUGGCCAGUCAUGCUGAUCUCCUAAUGGUUGUCUACCACUGUGGCACUGGGGUUCCAGGGGACCAGUGCCUUGCUUUCUGGCUGUAUGAUGUCAAAAGAGAGAGGGUGGUAGUUCCCUGGGGUUGUCCUGUCCCCCUUUCUCCCAAGAGUACCCUUUCAUGGCUUGGAUUGACAGAUGAAGGAUCUCCUGCCAUCUGUGAUUCAGCUGGAUUGGUGAAGAUUGCUUCUAUAAAGCGGUCCUAUGCCUGGAUUCCUGUCUUGGACUGGCGAAGCCAAGUAAAAAAGAAGACAGAUCAUUACUUUGUGGUGGGUGUGAGUGAGAGGCAUCAGUAUGUGAGAGCCAUCUUUUGCAAGGGAUCUCAAUAUCCCUCCCCUCUUCCUCGGCCUACUCUCAUGAUGCUCCCCUUCAAGAUCCCCCUGUGUGUUGAUGGUGAAGCCAAGUCACAGCUGGAGGAGACUUGCUUGAAGACAAUUCUUGCUUCUGAGUGUCUGUCCAGAUUGAAAGAUCCUGAAGCUGAAGAUGAACUCAAGACUGCUCAGAGAAAUUUGGCAGAAUCACUUAUGAAACUUUUUGCACUGAGUUGUCGGGCAGACUUGGAGAUGCGCGCAUGUGAAGUUGCAUCGAUGAUGCCCGAUCCCAUGUUGAUCCAAUUGACCAUAAAGUCUCCAGAGCAGCAGGUCUUGGAUGAACCAAGUCAGCAUGAGAGAGCACGAUCAGAGUCACCUCAGCAGACAAAUGACACAGAAAUCAUAGAGGCAACACCAACAGAUAAUCCUCUGAUAUCAGUUGUAAGGGGUCAUGCUAAGGGAGGCUCCAAACGAGGCCUUUUUACACCAAGCCCAGCCUCAGUAAAUCCUUUCAGGAAGCCAUCAGCAAAGAUUGAGAAGGACAAGGAAGGAGCCAUUGGAACAACUGUAUUUGACCGCAUAUCCCAGAAUCCCCCUAAACCCUGCAACAAUGAAAAGGGGAAGGAUGCAUCUCUUGUCAUUGCUCCAAAGGCAAGUUAUGGCUCUGGAGAAUAG
Darwinula stevensoni is the source of this 2620-nucleotide messenger RNA. NCBI's taxonomy places the organism in Eukaryota, Metazoa, Arthropoda, Ostracoda, Podocopida, Darwinulidae. The record is from the annotation of a GenBank genome assembly.